Messenger RNA from Phacochoerus africanus (Common warthog), 3254 nucleotides. It is a transcript of the gene NCLN, whose product is annotated as nicalin. The record is from RefSeq and is a predicted model, not a curated record. Gene Ontology annotation, cellular component: endoplasmic reticulum membrane. The transcript is spliced from 15 exons. NCBI's taxonomy places the organism in Eukaryota, Metazoa, Chordata, Mammalia, Artiodactyla, Suidae. Bases 189 to 1874 code for a protein of 561 amino acids. Gene Ontology annotation, biological process: regulation of signal transduction.
UCCAGUUGGCAGCGCGGCGGGCAUGUAGCCCUCAGCGGUGCCCUCAGGACCCCGAAGCGGAUGCAGGCUGCCCGGCACGGCGCCCGCAGGACCCCGGCGCCUACCCAUGCCGAGGUGAGUCCGCGGGAGUCGCCGCUGUCGCCGUCCCGUCCCCGCCGCCGCCCCGCGCGGCCCCGCCGCCGGCCAGGAUGUUGGAGGAAGCGGGCGAGGUGCUGGAGAACAUGCUGAAGGCGUCGUGCCUGCCACUUGGCUUCAUCGUUUUCCUGCCCGCCGUGCUGCUUCUCGUGGCGCCGCCGCUGCCAGCCGCCGACGCGGCGCACGAGUUUACCGUGUACCGCAUGCAGCAGUACGACCUGCAGGGACAGCCCUAUGGCACUCGGAACGCGGUGCUUAACACGGAGGCGCGCACCAUUGACGCGGACGUGCUGAGCAGGCGCUGUGUGCUCAUGCGGCUGCUGGACUUCUCCUAUGAGCGCUACCAGCGCGCCCUGCGCCAAUCGGCGGGCGCCGUGGUCAUCAUCCUGCCGCGGGCCAUGGCCGCCGUGCCGCAGGACGUCGUCCGGCAAUUCAUGGAGAUCGAGCCCGAGAUGCUGGCCAUGGAGACCAUUGUCCCCGUGUACUUUGCGGUGGAGGAUGAUGCCCUGCUGUCCAUCUACGAACAGACACAGGCUGCCUCCGCCUCCCAGGGCUCCGCCUCCGCUGCUGAAGUGCUGCUCCACACCGCCACCGCCAAUGGCUUCCAGAUGGUUACCAGCGGCGUCCAGAGCAAGGCCGUGAGUGACUGGCUCAUCACCAGUGUGGAGGGGCGACUGACUGGGCUGGGUGGAGAGGACCUGCCCACCAUCGUCAUCGUGGCUCACUACGACGCUUUCGGGGUGGCCCCGUGGCUGUCACACGGGGCAGACUCCAACGGGAGUGGCAUCUCUGUGCUCCUGGAGCUUGCCCGCCUCUUCUCCAGGCUCUACACCUACAAGCGCACCCAUGCUGCGUACAACCUCCUGUUCUUUGCUUCCGGAGGAGGAAAGUUUAACUACCAGGGCACCAAGCGCUGGCUGGAAGACAACCUGGACCACACAGAUUCCAGCCUGCUCCAGGACAACGUGGCCUUUGUCCUCUGCCUGGACACUGUGGGCCGGGGGGAUAGUCUGCACCUGCACGUGUCCAAGCCGCCCAGGGAGGGGACGCUGCAGCACGCCUUCCUACGGGAGCUUGAGAUGGUGGCCGCCCACCAGUUCCCAGAGGUGCGGUUCUCCAUGGUGCACAAGAAGAUCAACCUGGCGGAAGACAUCCUGGCCUGGGAGCAUGAGCGUUUCGCCAUCCGCCGGCUGCCUGCCUUCACCCUCUCCCACCUGGAGAGCCACCGUGAUGGCCAGCGCAGCAGCAUCAUGGAUGUGCGGUCCCGGGUUGACUCUAAAACCCUGACGCGAAACACGAGGCUCAUUGCCGAGGCCCUGACCCGCGUCAUCUACAACCUGACAGAGAAGGGGACUCCCCCAGACAUGCCGGUCUUCACAGAGCAGAUGAUCCAGCAGGAGCAGCUGGACUCCGUGAUGGACUGGCUCACCACCCAGCCACGGGCCGCCCAGCUGGUGGACAAGGACGGCACGUUCCUCAGCACACUGGAGCACCACCUGGGCCGAUACCUGAAGGAGGUGAAGCAGCACCACAUCAAGGCCGACAAGCGGGACCCUGAGUUUGUCUUCUAUGACCAGCUGAAGCAGGUGAUGAAUGCCUACAGGGUCAAGCCGGCCAUCUUCGACCUGCUCCUGGCCGUCUGCAUUGGUGCCUACCUCGGGAUGGCCUACACAGCAGUCCAGCACUUCGAUCUCCUGUACAAAACUGUUCAGAGACUGCUGAAGGCCAAGACGCAGUGACGCGACCGCCCGCACUCUCCUGCUCCACGCUGGUGGAGGGCAGGGCCUCACUCCCUCGGCGAGGAAACCCUGAAUUACAGAGCUUUUCUGUGUUGCUCUUGAGGAUUUGGGGGCUUCUUUCUCUUUUCUGUCCUUCGAGCUCCCUUGGAGGAGCAUUGGUGGAGGUCCAGGCCAGGCUGUGGACUUGGUCGGGGACAAGUGCGUGGACGAGCCCCCAGCCCCAGAGUCGGCCCCAUGGCCCUCAGGGCAUAAAAGCCACUGGAGGAAAGAGGAAAUGCCCCCAACACAGCCUGCCUAUGACUCUGACCUUGGACUUAGCAGUUGCAGGCUGAGGGGACCAGGGCCAGACCAUCCCCUCGCUGGCUCUGCGUCUGACCUCCAAGCUGUCCCCACCUGCUCUGGUGACUUGGAUACCCCCUUCUCUCCUCUCUGGAGAGGGCAGCGUCGCCCCUCCCUCGGCAGCCUGUGGCCCCACCCCAGCAAGGCUGAGGAGAGCCAGCCCAGGGGUGGCCCUGGGUCGAGACUCCCCUGAACACCCCCCUGUCCACCCCUCCCCUUGCUCCGCUCGCCCUUCUUUAGCUGCCUCUGCCCCUCCUGCCACCCCUGGAAGCCCAGCCCAGCUCCCCUGUCCCCCCCUCCCCCACCCGCCUUGGGACUUGCACUUAGCCUGUCCCCCUGGGGCACAGGUGUCAGCAGAGUCCCUGGGGCGAGAAGCAGCCCUUCUGCUCCUUUCCCUGGGCCUCGGGUUCCUCAUCUGUAAGAAGGAUGCACUGAGUGGGGGCGGGGGCAGGCGUCCCCACACCCCAGGAGGACAUGUGCCCUGGGGGCAGCUCUUCCCAACACCCCAAGGGGGCAGAUCUGAGCCGCCAGGCCUUGUGGGGCAUGAGCCCCUUGUAAGUGGGGAGGGGAGCAGGGCUGGGACUGACCUCAGGGAGACCAGGUGUACCGAUUCAUUAGCAAUAUAAUCAAUUAAGUGUUAGUGCUGGGGGGUCAGGGUCCAGGAGAGGGGAUUCAAGGAGCCUCCUGGCACCUGCCUCCUGGAUACUGAGGGGCCCCCAGGGGCCAGGACUGGCUCCCUCCAGAAGGAAGCCGGCUCACUGCUCAUUGGAGGGAACGGGCACGCCAUGGCCCUUCCUUGCCUCCCUGCCAGGUGGCCCAUCCCCCAAAGACUUUACUGAGCGCCCGUCACCCCGGGUGGGCUGGGGCCAGGGUCAGCCACCCUUCCCUGUGUGUGAGUGCAGUGGGUCGAGCCCGUGGAUGUGCGGUCAGAGUGGUGCCGAGUGAGCGUUCUUCCUCCCUGGGCAGGUCGUCAGGACCGCCGAGCUCAGGCUGGUUGUGGGACGCAGCCGGACGAUCAGAAAUAAAGCCAUAUUGAACGAC